AUGAAUACCAGAAGCUCCGAUUCAGAAGCUGGGCAUGGGCCUGAAGGUCAGUAUGGUGCCUAUCAUGUUGGCGAGCUGGUGACGAAAACCAUUCGGCACGGACUCUCACUUGACCCGAAAUGUGCACUCUACGUGCAAGACAAGUUGGAAUAUGCCUUGAUCGAAGGGCUCCACGAGCUCUACAACAGCCGGAGCCGGGAGCACCUUGACCACAUUCUCGAUGUGGCGCGAAUGAUUGACGAGUACUUCCUGCAGGGCUGGCUUACUUGCGUUCAACGACACCCUUCCCUCCAGAGAACGAGGCUGUCUUACCUCCGAAUCGCCAUUCGAGACGGCAACGAGAAUUGCGAAAACUCACGCAGCAGCUUCCGCGUCGAACUGCGUGACGACGACAUCGGAUCGCUUCCUAUCGUCGAUAUCGACAUCGACUCGGCAGGCAGAUGGACCAUUACGCAGACUAUCGAGAUGCUGAUCCACGAGAUGGUCCACGGAUACUUGUUGCUGUUUUCGUGCCGAGGCGGCUUCUCGCAGGAGUUUGGGGACUGCGGUUGGCAAUCACUCGACAGAAGAGGCCGGCACGGACAUUUUGUCCGCAUGCUUAUGAGGCACAUUUUCGACACUAUUCAGGAAUGGAAUGACAUAUUGGGCUGCUUUGGAGAGGACUUUAUCGGCAGAUGCAAUCAGGAAGACCAGGAAGACGCUUUAAUAUCUAUGAGAAACUUGUUCUUGUAA
Colletotrichum destructivum is the source of this 732-nucleotide messenger RNA. RefSeq lists its product as uncharacterized. The transcript has a single exon. The record is from RefSeq and is a predicted model, not a curated record. Bases 1 to 732 code for a protein of 243 amino acids. NCBI's taxonomy places the organism in Eukaryota, Fungi, Ascomycota, Sordariomycetes, Glomerellales, Glomerellaceae.